Acanthaster planci (crown-of-thorns starfish) is the source of this 2267-nucleotide messenger RNA. Its product is annotated as cytochrome P450 2J6-like. The record is from RefSeq and is a predicted model, not a curated record. Gene Ontology annotation, cellular component: cytoplasm; intracellular membrane-bounded organelle. Gene Ontology annotation, biological process: xenobiotic metabolic process. Gene Ontology annotation, molecular function: heme binding; iron ion binding; oxidoreductase activity, acting on paired donors, with incorporation or reduction of molecular oxygen, reduced flavin or flavoprotein as one donor, and incorporation of one atom of oxygen. NCBI's taxonomy places the organism in Eukaryota, Metazoa, Echinodermata, Asteroidea, Valvatida, Acanthasteridae.
CCGUGGCCAAGGCGGUCCAGUCACGUGGCUGAAAAAGUUCUGCAGUCUGUUACUUUCGAAACACAUCAGGUCACCGGAUCAGCUCUAAGCUGGAGACAAAAACGCUCCGUCGGAUCAGACGUGGCACUUAACAGUCAGAGUUGCAAGCCUCGAUAACUGCAUUCACGGAGUCCCGCUUCUUGUUAUAUCAACGGCGGUCAUGGCCAUGGAAUCAGCGACGGUCCUCAUCAUUGCUGUCGUGCUCGUUCUGUUGUCUUUGCUUGUGCUUCUUCGCAGCCGCCGUCCGACCAAUAUGCCCCCUGGCCCAGGAACGUUCUCUUUCACGAGCAGAUUUCUCCUGCAUCCGAUCUUUUAUCAGGUGCCUCCACAUCAAAUCUUUUACAGUUACUACAAAACUUACGGACCGGUAUAUUCUGUGGGUCUUGUGGGGCUGAGCCUUGUCAUCCUGCACGGCGCCGAGACAAUCAAAGAAGCUUUCCACAACAAGUUCAUUUGCGAUCGACCAUCUGUUAAGAUACUCAAACAUGUUUUGGAUGGCGCAGGAGUUGCAUUUUCGUCUGGAGAAGCGUGGAAGACCCAGCGACGGAUCGCCAUGACCUUCAUGAGGGACUUUGGCUUAAACAGAACUGACUUUGAAGACCAGGUGGCAGUGGAAGCUGGCCAUCUGCUGACAGAAGUGGCUAAACACGAGGGCCGGCCGUUCAGCCCCUACGUCCUGAUGGCCAAUGCCGUGUCCAACGUCAUCUGCAAGGUGGUAUUUGGCACUCGUUACGACUACGAUGACCCGCAAUUCAAGCGGCUGCUCGGGGCGAUCUACCGCAACAUCCAGCUGAUCGGCGGCGUGACGGGAGCGCUGCAGGUCUUACCCGGCGCCCACGUCUUCGCCCGGUUCCUGCCCCCGGUCCGGGAGACUGGCGAGAACCUCAAGCUCAUCUGCGAGUUCACGCGGGACGUCCUGGAGGAGCACAAGAAAGAUUUCGACCCGGAGCACCCGCGGGACUUCAUCGACGUGUACCUGCGGGAGAUGGAGGCGUCGUCGGUGAACAAGUCCAACGUGAAUAUGAACGACAUGUACGCCACUGUGGGGGAUCUCUUUGUGGCUGGAACGGAGGCUACAUCGACAUCGGUUCGGUGGGGAAUGAUCUACAUGAUGGCACAUCCUGAAAUUCAACAAAGGGUUCAAGAUGAGAUUGACUCUGUCGUGGGGCGCCAGCGAUUCCCCACCAUGGCCGACCGGCCACGGCUGCCCUACACCGAGGCGGUCAUGCUGGAGAUAUUUCGCCUGGGCAACGUUGUUCCCCUCGGGGCACCGCACCAGGCCUCCCAGGACACCACCAUCGGCGGAUACCAUAUCUCUAAGGGCAGUUUGGUGUUUGCUAACCUGGGAAUGCUCGGUUUGGACGAAAAGGUAUUCCCUGAGCCGGACAAAUUCAAACCGGAGAGGUUCCUGGACGAAAGCGGGCAGCUCUCCAACAGGAAGUACGACUUGCUACCCUUCUCUACAGGUCCUCGCAUGUGCAUCGGCGAGCAAAUGUCUCGGACGGAGCUCUUCGUCUUUUUUACUCGUCUCAUCCACCGCUUCACCUUUCGGAAACCAACUCUGGCCCCGCCCAUCUCCUUCAAGGGCGUGGCAGGGAUCACGUGGUCGCCCCUGCCGUUCGAGAUCUGUGCCGUUCCCCGCAAGUAGAAAGUAUGGAGGGAGAGUGCAAGUUGAAGCCUAACGCUCUCUGGAAAAACUGAUCCAAUUUCAUUAUCUGCUUCCAAUGUUGUCUUCAAUAUUCUACAUGUCGAGUGCCUGUACAAGCUUUGCUGUUAUUAGUAUUAUUACCAUACGCUCAACAAGAGACUAAUACUGGACAUAAAAGUGCACACGUAAUAUAACCAAACAACCUAAUAUGAUGCGGGUACUGUCCACCACCUGCGUCUGCGAACGCACCUGCCAAUUAUUUUCCGAUGUUUAAUAAUUAAUUCAACAACGGCAAUGAAUUCAUGAAGUACAAUUUCCUUGGGGGUCAACCGCAAACCGCAGUAGGCUGUAAUCUACAUAAAUACUACAGAUCAUUGACGUCAAGCAAGUAUUAGACCGCCCCCUGGAUGGACGGAGUGGGUUAUCCUCAUAAAAGUGUUGAUUUCGGCCUGAUGGUGGAUCGAAUCGUACGCUAGUCUUUGAACAAGCACUAUGCGUGCCGCGCAUGCACGGUCGACAUUGCGACUGAGCAGAGACCAUCAGUUCAAGCAUUGGAGAUAAUAGGGGGUUUCACAAUAGU